This is a messenger RNA of Carica papaya (papaya), 3160 nucleotides long. The record is from RefSeq and is a predicted model, not a curated record. NCBI's taxonomy places the organism in Eukaryota, Viridiplantae, Streptophyta, Magnoliopsida, Brassicales, Caricaceae.
UGCUUCAGUCGAUAGCGAGGAGAGAGAGAGAGAGACAGUGUUUACUCUGGAGAGCUGGAGGCAGAGGAGAACAGAUGAUGGUGAUUGAUUGAUGGCAGGUCGAAGAUGAGGCAGAGAAGCAACAAGAAGGGACGGUACAGAGGCGUUUGGCUUGGAGGAAAAUCGAAAAACAGAGGAGAGACGUGAGUGGUUUCUGAUUUCCAGAAGCAAGUCGUGACAAGGGCUAAGGGAGAGACAGGAAGGACCGUUCUUUCUUCUUUCCGGUAAAGGUAAGAGCUGGAGAAGGGAGAGAGAAGAAAACAGGAAAAAAGAGAAGGAAAGUUGAAGAAAAAGAGGAAUUGUCCCAAUCCUUAAUAAACAGGCUUUGGUGUUACCUUAAUGAGCUGUGUUUGCAAUCAGUUCGUAAAUGACAACAACAAAGGUUGCUACUGAUUUCAAGUGUAAAAUAAGUAGGCAGGACAGAUGUUUGUGGGAAUGCUUGAACCAAAUCUUAAGUCAUGGCUCACCAUUAUCAUGGAUUAUUCUGGGGGGGGCAGGCACAGGGAAGUUCUGUGCCAAUUUGUUCAGAACAUCCAAUUUUCAUUCGCUUGUAGGCAUCACCACCAAGUUUUUGCCUGUGUUCUCAAAUCUUGUGCUGCUCUCUCUUCUUCCAAACUUGGGAGGGCUCUACACAGUGCUCUUGUAAAAAUAGGACAUCUCUCCUGCCACCUUAUGUCAAAAUCACUACUUAAUAUGUAUGCUAAAUGCGGGGAUGUUGAUGAUUGCCGGAUGCUAUUUGCUCAAAUGGGUAGCAAUGAUCCUGUUGUCUGGAACAUUCUAUUAUCUGGGUUUGCUGGUUCUGAAUUAAAUUAUGUAGAGAUGAUGAGAUUGUUCAGGGCGAUGCACGCGUCUCAUGAAACCAAGCCCAAUGCUGUCACCUUUGCUAUUAUUCUUCCUGGCUGUGCUCAAUUUGGGAAUUCCAAUCUAGGGAAGAGUAUGCAUACUUAUCUGGUUAAAUCUGGAUUGGAAACUCAUACACUUGUUGGGAAUGCUUUGGUGUCUAUGUAUGCAAAAUGUCGGCUGGUUAAGGAUGAUGCAUAUGCUGCAUUUAGCAGCAUUGCUGAUAAAGAUGUUGUUUCUUGGAAUGCAAUCAUUGCUGGUUUUUCUGAGAAUAAGUUGAUGUAUGAUGCGUUUAGGCAGUUUAGAUGGAUGCUAAAGGGGCCUGUACGACCCAAUUACGCAACAAUUGCAAAUAUCCUGCCUGUUUGUGCUUCUUUAGAUAGGAGCAGUGCCUAUUGUUUCGGGAGAGAGAUCCACUGUUAUAUCUGGAGGAGGAUUGAGUUAGGAGCAGAUGUUUUUGUUGGCAAUGCUCUGGUGAGCUUUUACUUGCGAGUUGGACGGAUGGAAGAAGCUGCAUUAUUGUUUCAAAAGAUGAAUUCAAGAGAUCUAAUUUCGUGGAAUGCUAUUAUUUCUGGGUAUGCAUCAAAUAAUGAGUGGUUGAAAGCCUUGCAUUUGUUUCAUGAAUUAAUUUCUGCAGAGAAGUUUGGACCUGAUUCGGUAACUUUUCUUUGCAUUCUUCCUGUCUGUGCACAGUUAAAAGCCUUGCAUUUUGGCAAGCAGAUCCACAGCUAUAUUAUCCGCCGUCCUUCGUUAUGUGAGGAUACAACAGUUGGGAAUGCUCUUGUUAACUUUUAUGCAAAAUGUGGCGAGAUAGAGGCGGCUUACUGGACAUUUUUAGUGAUUUUUGGGAAGGAUUUGAUAUCAUGGAAUUCUGUGCUUGAUGCCUUUGCAGAAGGUCAAUAUUACGAUAAGUUUCUGGACACCCUACACUGGAUGCUUAAGGAAGCCAUCAUUCCUGACUCCAUAACUAUCCUAACUAUAAUUCAUUUCUGUGUCAAUACUCUAAAGGGAAGAGAAAGUUAGGGAAACUCAUUGCUAUUCAAUUAGACCAGUCUCUUACUGAAUGAUACAGAACCAACUGUUGGAAAUGCAUUACUUGAUGCUUAUGCAAAAUGUGGUAAUAUGGAUUACGCAUUCAAAAUUUUCCUAAGUCUGGUUGUGUUCACUGCCAUGAUUGGUGCUUAUGCCAUCCAUGGUAUGGGAAAUGAAGCUCUCAUGGUUUUCUCACAAAUGCUGGAAUUGGGUGUGAAGCCCGAUCAUGUGAUUAUUACUGCUAUACUCUCUGCUUGCAGCCAUACUGGGCUAAUAGAUGAAGGCUUGAAGAUUUUCUAUUCUAUUGAGAAGGUUCACAGGAUGAAACCUACCAUGGAACAGUAUUCGUGUGUGGUGGAUCUCCUUGCUCGAGGAGGUCGAAUUCAUGAAGCAUAUUCUUUAGUAAAUGGAAUGCCCACAGAAGCUAAUGCAAAUGUUUGGGGCACAUUACUAGGUGCCUGUAGAAUCCAUCAUGAAGUAGAUUUGGGCCGUGUUGUGGCUGAUCAUCUUUUUGAGGUUGAAGCUAAUAAUAUUGGGAACUAUGUCGUAAUGUCUAACCUAUAUGCAGCAGACUCUAGGUGGGAUCGUGUAGUUGAAAUGAGAAAACUAAUGAGAACGAGAGAUCUGAAAAAGCCAGCAGGAUGCAGCUGGAUUGAAGUGCAGAGGAGAAAGAAUUUUUUUAUUGCUGGAGACUCUUCUCACCCUCAAAGGGACAAUAUUUACAGUGCCUUAAGUAUCUUAGACCAACAACUCAAAGAGCCGUUGCUGUUUGAGUAGAUCAACAUUGAUAUUUCUUGUUUAUGGAGCGUCACUAAUGGAAAUGUCAAUUGAUGAAUUGCGAAGGAUCUCCAAUCCUAUUGCACGAAAGCUUGGAAAGCAGAAUUGUUCUGUUGGUUUCAGCCUUUAGGUGCCAUUGUCAAAGUAUACUUGGGGCAACUCAAUCCAUUUGCAGUUUGGGGAGUUUAGAUCCAAACUAAAUCUAACAUUCUUCAGCUCUCAAUCAAACUUAUUAAGCCCAAUGGCUGUUACUUUACUCGCCCAUAACUGUACUGUAUGAGUAUUUGGUCUUAUGAAGACUGGUUUUGACAAGAGUUCUUUCCUUUUGUUGGUGACUUUCCAAGUCAGAUAUGCUUUUCAAGCUUCAAGGACCUGGUGAUUCUGAUUUUCAAUGGAGAUUAUUGGAUAUAAGGAUGCUAGUUGGAGAACCCAAUUAUAAUAGUUUAAGUUAUCCGGCAAGCAAAAAAUGUGA